GGUCAAAAAUUCUUCAUGAUUGGUAUAUCUAUUCUGUUCCGUAUGAGAUAUCUAUUAAAGAGUUUUUUGACAAACUCAUUAUUGAAAAAAUAUUACCAGAAUGCAAUAUUAAUAUAGACUUCUUUGAAACUAUUGAAAGUAUUGAAUUGAGUCAAUCUAUAGAUGCAACAACUAUUCAAGCAAGUUUUGAUUGUGAAAUUAUCAAAAUAACAAAAACAUUUGGUAUAAAUGUAUAUUACCACCUUAAAUCCAAUAAUCCUAUAACUUCCCAUUCAGUAUCUCUUCCAAAUGCUCUCAAAAUACUUAUGCGAAAUUCAC
Racocetra persica is the source of this 318-nucleotide messenger RNA. Lineage: Eukaryota; Fungi; Glomeromycota; Glomeromycetes; Diversisporales; Gigasporaceae. The record is from the annotation of a GenBank genome assembly.